This is a messenger RNA of Hyaloperonospora brassicae, 225 nucleotides long. Lineage: Eukaryota; Oomycota; Peronosporomycetes; Peronosporales; Peronosporaceae. The record is from the annotation of a GenBank genome assembly.
AUGGUCAUUAAAGUCGAGGUCGUCGAAAUGAAGUUUGGCAAAGUCAAGGUCGUCGAAGUCAAGGUAACCGAAGACGAGGACGUCGAAGUCAGGGGCGUCGACAUUAAGGUUGUCGAAGUCAAGCUCUUCGACUUAAAGGUCGUCAAAGUCGAGGUAUUCGAUCUGGCGGUUGUCGCAGCUAAGGACGUCGAACUGGCGAUCUUCAAGGCCGAGGAGGGGAACUAG